Mercurialis annua (annual mercury) is the source of this 1634-nucleotide messenger RNA. Its product is annotated as elongation factor Ts, mitochondrial. NCBI's taxonomy places the organism in Eukaryota, Viridiplantae, Streptophyta, Magnoliopsida, Malpighiales, Euphorbiaceae. Gene Ontology annotation, cellular component: mitochondrial matrix. The record is from RefSeq and is a predicted model, not a curated record. The transcript has 9 exons. Gene Ontology annotation, biological process: mitochondrial translational elongation. Gene Ontology annotation, molecular function: translation elongation factor activity; protein binding. Bases 124 to 1239 code for a protein of 371 amino acids.
ACUGCUGCCUGCCGAUCCCCGGAGACGCUUGAACAUCAAGAUCAGAAAAACCAAAUCAUCAAAGCCUUCGCACUAUUUAUUUCACUGAUACAAAUUCUCUCAGAGAGCUCUGUUUAAUUAGCAAUGGCUUUAUUUAGAAAAGCAAAGUCUCCGCUUCAAAUGAUGCUAUUUACCAAAUUAAGUAACUACGGGCAAAGUUACUCUACUUUCGGACUGUUUUCACGGCAGUUUAGUGGUGAAGCUUCCGCCCCAGCUGCGGCGGAGCAAAUGAAUCUCAUUAAGCAGUUGAGAGUAAUGACCAGUGCUCCGAUUAAGGAUGUUAAGGCGUCUCUAGUUGAUUGCAAUUGGGACAUUGAGGCGGCGCAGAAGGAUUUGCGGAAAAGAGGGAAGGCUUUGGCCUCGAAAAAGUCGGGUCGAGCUGCUACCGAAGGUUUACUUGCCUUGGCGCAGACUGAAGGGAGGGCGGCGCUUAUUGAGCUUAACUGUGAAACUGAUUUUGUUGCUAGGAAUGAAAUAUUUCAGCUUUUGGCUUUAUCUUUGGCAAAGCAAGCUUUGCUAGUCGAGAAUACUGCUCAGACGGAUUCUGGGAUUUAUCCGGUCGGACCUGAGUGUUUGGAGGACUUAAAAUUUAAUCUCAAUCAUCCAAAAUUAAGUGGAGAAACAACUGUUCAGAAUGCAAUUACUGAAGUAGCUGCAAUAAUGGGCGAGAAUGUGAAACUCAGACGGGGCUUCGUUAUGUCUACAUCUUCCCCUGGUGUUCUAUCCACCUAUCUGCAUACAAGUCCACAACCUGGUUUGGGUCGUAUUGCUGGACUUGUCUCUUUUGAAAUAGAGAAUGGAAUUUCCCAGUUAGAUACUCUCCACGAUGCUGGAUCGCAAUUGGCAAUGCAUGUGGUGGCAGCAAAACCAUUAUUUUUAACUAAGGAACUAGUUUCCUCUGAUGCAUUAGAAAAUGAACGUGAAGUUCUUAAGUCUCAGGCAGAAAGUACAGGGAAGUCUCAAAUGGCAAUAGAGAAAAUGGUAGAAGGUCGUUUGCGUAAAUACUAUGAGGAAGUUGUUCUUAUGGAGCAAAAGUUCAUAAUAAAUGAUGCGAUAAACGUGAAGACACUGUUAGACAAUCUAUCCAAGGACGUGGGCUCACCGGUGAAGAUACGAAGCUUUUUUAGAAUGGAAGUUGGAGAAGGCAUUCAAAGGCUAGAGUCAUCAAAUGCGGACGAACCUGCAGCCCAGUCUGCUUAAUCAUAGGUGAUUGUGCUCUUUAGUCGACUUUAGCGUCUUAACUAAGAUAUCAUUAGAAAAUGGAGGGCGUAUUUUGGACGAUCAUCUAUCAGUUGAUAGUUUCAGGAAGACAUUGUGGGAACAUAUAUCAGGUAUUGCAAUGCGCAACCCAUUCUUUUUGUAAUAACUGUUUUUGUUAGUUAAGAGGAGUCAUGAAAAGAACAGGUUGAAAAUCAUGAUCAAUUUCUUUUUAAUCCUGCUCGGCCAGUUCUAAUAAAACAUUCAUAAAGAUGUCUGAUUGUUCUUAUAGAAAUUUGCGUUGUACGAAACUCGUGGAGUCUUACAUUUUGGGAGUUCCCAAAAAUAUUUUUGAAAUUUUGAAACUUUAUAUUUAUAAUACAUUCUUGUAAAAUAAA